CACAGGAUGAUCACACCAUCCCUCACCGUCAUCAGAAUAAAAUAGCGACUAAUUUUGAAGUGGAAGCGAUGAAUGAAGAGGCGUAUGUGAAGGAUGAUGAGCUGUGUAAGAAGGAAGAAGUUUCUCCAGAGAUGGGCACAGCAGUUGGAUGGGAAAACAGCGAAUCUUCAGACUCAUUUCUUAGAUGUAAAACAGAAGACACAGACGUGUCCAAAUCUUCAAUAGAAAUCGGCGUUGCCACAACUCUCCACCUUGAGGGACGUCUUAGUUCAUCUCUAGAUUGUAACUCAGAAGAUGAGAACAUUACAUUUGGCUCUUCAGAAGACAAGCCUCCUAAUCCCAAUCUUCAUCCAGGGCUCCUCAGUGCCCAUCUGUCUCUGGAUCCUGCUACAUGUGAAGGACCUUCUUUUGAAAACGCGAAUGCGCUUGGCUCUUCGGAAGACAAACCUCCUAUUCACAAUUUUCAUCCAGGACACCCCAGUGCCCAGCUGUCCCUGAUUCCUCUUAAAAACAGGGAUACAUUCGGCUAUUCAGGAGAAAGACCUCCUAAUCCCAAUCUUUAUCGAGGAAUCCCUAGUCCCCAUCUGCCUCCAACUGCUCCUACGUGUGGUGGAAGUCCUCUUAGAAACAGGGUUAUGUUUAGCUCUACAGAAGACGAACCUCCUAGUCCCAAUCUUCAUCAAGGAGUCCCUAGUGCCCAUCUGCCACCAACUGCUCCUACGUGUGGUGGGCGUCCUCUUAGAAACAGGGUUACGUUUAGCUCUACAGAAGACAAACCUCCUAGUCCCGAUCGUCAUCAAGGAGUCCCUAGUGCCCAUCUGCCACCAACUGCUCCUACAUGUGGUGGAAGUCCUCUUAGAAACAGGGUUAUGUUUAGCUCUACAGAAGACGAACCUCCUAGUCCCAAUCUUCAUCAAGUACCCCCUAGUGCCCAUCUACCAGCAACUGCUCCUAUGCGUGGUGGGUGUCCAUAUAAAAACAGGGUUACAUUUAGCUCUACAGAAGACAAACCUCCUAGUCCCGAUCUUCAUCAAGGAGUCCCUAGUGCCCAUCUGCCACCAACUGCUGCUACGUGUGGUGGGCAUCCUCUUAGAAACAGGGUUACGUUUAGCUCUACAGAAGACAAACCUACUAGUCCCAAUCUUCAUCAAGGACUCCCUAGUGCACAUCUGCCACCAACUUGUCCUACGUGUGCUGGGCAUCCUUGUAAAAACAGGGUUACUUUUAGCUCUACAGAAGACAAACCUCCUAAUUCCAAUCUUCAUCAAGGACUCCCUAGUGCCCAUUUGUCAUUGGAGCCCCCUAUACGUGGUAGACAUCCUCUUAAGAACACGGAAAAAUUUAGCUCUCCAGUAGACACAUCUCCUAAUCCCAAUCUCCAUCCAGGACUCCCCAGUGCCCAACUGUCACUGAGCUCCCCUAUAUGUGGCGAGCGUCCUCUUGAAAACAUGGAUGCAUUGUGCUCUUCAGAAGGCACACCUCCCAAUCCCAAUCUUCAUCCAAGACUCCCCAGUGCCCAUCUGUCACAGGAUCCCCCUACAUGUGGCGGGCGUCCUCUUGAGACAGUCACAGACGCUCGAGCCGUUGACGCUCUGUUUGUUUGUUCAGGAUGUGUUAAAUGGUUUCUGUUAAAGUUACCUCCCGAAGAGUAUCAGACCAUCAACUCCAACAAGAUUCCGUUCCUCUGUCCAGAUUGCGGCAAGCGUAUCACACAAGACCGGGGUCACCAUAGGCCUCGGAAAGCAGACAAGGAGACCUACGAGUGUUCGGAGUGCGGAAAAAAAUUUGGCUUCAACUCUGAACUCAUCAGACAUCGGCUCACCCACACGGGAGAGAAGCCGUACCAGUGUGUCGAGUGCGGAAAAAGGUUCCGUCAGCGCGGCUCUCUCCGCGAACACCAGAAAAUGCACUACGGGGACAAACCGUUCUCCUGUUCCGAGUGCGGCAGUUGUUUCACCCGCAAAGUAUUUCUCCUCAACCAUCAGCGCACUCACACAGGGGAGAAACCGUUUUCCUGUUCCGAGUGUGGGAGAUGUUUUGCGCAGGAGGCGGUCCUUAUCCGACAUCAGGUGGUCCAUACGGGGGUGAAGCCAUUUACCUGUGUGGACUGCGGCAGGAGCUUCGCCCAUAGGUCCAGUUUCAUGACACACCGGAGGAUCCACACCGGAUUUGAACCCUACCCCUGUUCCGAGUGUGGAAAACGCUUCAAGCAGAAGUCCUACCUGGUUGACCAUUUUAGGCUUCAUACCGGAGAGAAGCCGUAUGGCUGUGCAGAGUGCGGGGAGCGUUUUACCCGGAGGCUGUUCCUGCGGAAACACGAGCAGGUCCACACAGGGAUGAUGUGGUUUCCCUGUCUUGACUGCGGCAAAAGGUUCAAAGAGAAAAGGCUUCUCAAUAGACACCAAAAGAUUCACUCCACCGACAAACCAUGUUCUGCUCCACCAGAGUCCCAAAACUCAGGACUCACCGGACACUGGAGAACUCACGCUGUUCAGGAGCCAUCUUAGGUCCCGGGAGAGGGGACCCUUUUACAGUAGAAUGAAUUGCGACACGUGGGACCUUGGGUGGAGGGUUCUUAGGAGAGAUGGACAUUUUAUUUAUAAAGAGUUUAAGAAAAAAAAUUGUAUUGAUGACCACUGUUCUAAAUUUGCUGUAGGCCCUUGAAGAGUUCUGCACGGCAUACUGUGACUUUCACUUAACCCCUAGCUUUUUUCUUACUAUAUAAAUGACUUCUUUAUGUAGUAAAUCCAAGCCAGCAAUUCGGUGUAGUCUGUAAAAUCCAAAAUCUUUAUUGGCUACAUACGGAAACACACUGGUAACAAGCUAACGCGUUUCGACUGUGACAGCCUUCCUCAUAGCAGUCUGUGGUAAUGUAGACAGAAUAAAAU
Rana temporaria (common frog) is the source of this 2888-nucleotide messenger RNA. RefSeq names its product zinc finger protein 132-like. Gene Ontology annotation, molecular function: DNA-binding transcription factor activity, RNA polymerase II-specific; RNA polymerase II cis-regulatory region sequence-specific DNA binding. The transcript has 3 exons. Gene Ontology annotation, biological process: regulation of transcription by RNA polymerase II. The record is from RefSeq and is a predicted model, not a curated record. Bases 69 to 2507 code for a protein of 812 amino acids. NCBI's taxonomy places the organism in Eukaryota, Metazoa, Chordata, Amphibia, Anura, Ranidae.